Molecule: messenger RNA, 1719 nt
Organism: Solanum tuberosum (potato)
Lineage: Eukaryota; Viridiplantae; Streptophyta; Magnoliopsida; Solanales; Solanaceae
Product: zingipain-2-like
Exons: 5
Coding region: 83-1546 (487 amino acids)
Biological process (GO): proteolysis
Molecular function (GO): cysteine-type peptidase activity
Source: RefSeq, a predicted model, not a curated record
CCAUAAGGGUCAUCUUUUCAAAAGCUAUAUAUAACAGAAGAAUCUCAAAGUCAUUUAUUGGAUUGUGUUACUAAAAUAAAAUAUGGGAAAUACACAAAAAUUCCACCUUUUUCUUCUUCUUAGUUUCCCACUUUUCUUGAUCUUAGCAGCAUUAUCAUCUCAAAUUUCUGCUUUUACUACUGAUUUUCCAGAAUUAAUAGACAAGCCGCAAGAGUUGCUUUCAGAAGAAAGAGUUUUCCAACUUUUCCAAGAAUGGAAACAGAAGCAUGGGAAAAUUUACAAGAAUGAGAAAGAGGAAGAAAUGAGGUUGGAGAAUUUUAAAAGGAAUGUGAAGUAUAUAGUGGACAAGAACUCAAAGAGGAGGUCAGAAUCAGACCAUUUAGUUGGUUUGAACAAUUUUGCUGAUAUGAGCAAUGAAGAGUUUAGCCAAGUCCAUACUUCAAAGAUUAAGAUGCCUUUCAACCAGCAGAACAAGACCGUUAUUUCUGCAAAUUCUUGUGUUGCUCCUCCUUCUAAGGAUUGGAGGAAACAUGGGGUUGUCACUGAGGUUAAGAACCAAGGAGCAUGUGGAUGUUGUUGGGCAUUUUCUGCAUGUGGAGCUAUAGAAGGAAUAAAUGCAUUAGUCACUGGUGAACUUAUUAGCCUUUCAACUCAAGAACUUGUCAACUGUGACACCGCCAAUAAAGGGUGUGAAGGUGGACUUAUGGACCCUGCUUUUAAAUUUGUGAUCAACAAUAGGGGCAUUGAUUCAGCAGCUGAUUAUCCAUACACCGAAUCUCGAGGCACUUGCAGUUACAACAAGUUGAACAAGAAGGCUGUAACAAUUGAUGGAUACCAAGAUGUUGCACAAGAAGAAGGUGCCCUACUUUGUGCUGUUGCUAGACAACCCGUUAGUGUAGGCAUAGAUGGAAAAGGCCUUGAUUUUCAGCUAUAUGCAGGGGGAAUCUAUGAUGGAGAAUGCUCUAGUAAUCCAGAUGACUUAUCUCAUGCAGUACUAAUUGUAGGAUACGGUUCUGAAGGAGGAGUUGACUAUUGGAUUAUCAAGAAUUCAUGGGGAAAGUUUUGGGGUAUGGAGGGAUAUGCAUAUAUAAAAAGGAAUACUAGUUUGCCAUAUGGGAUAUGUGCUAUUAAUUCAUUGGCUUCUUAUCCCAUGAAAGAAUCGUCUUCCACUCCACCAUCCCCUCUGGUUCCUCCACCACCUUCUCCAAAACCAAAUAUAUGCGAAGACGGCUUAUUUUACUGUCCAGAAGGUCAAACAUGCUGCUGCGGCUUAGAUUUCUUUGGCAAGUGCUUAGUUCACGGAUGCUGUCCUAUUGAAAAUGGUGUUUGCUGUGAGAAUUCAAGAUUAUGCUGCCCUCAAGACUUCCCAUAUUGUGAUGUUUUACAAGGCCUCUGCCACAAGGAUUAUGGAGACAAAAUUGGAGUUGCUGCAAGGAAGAGAACAAUAGCCAAGCUCAAGCUACCAUGGAGUAGUGGUACUAAGGGAAUAGAAGAAAUGGACCAAACUUUCCAAUGGAAGAGGAAUCAGUUUGCUGUGAUGCGCUGAAACAACUUAUCUAAGUUAUUAUAACUUUUAUCAUCCCAAUUGGCAACUCUUAGUGUUAAUCUGGUUCUUGUUGUCAAGUAAAUAUUGUAUAAAAAUAUAUAAAAGAAAAAUGUAAAAACAACCUUUGGUUAUCUAUGUAUAAUAAUUUAUGAAUCACAAUUGCAUUCACAUUA